Molecule: messenger RNA, 1723 nt
Organism: Ectocarpus sp. CCAP 1310/34
Lineage: Eukaryota; Phaeophyceae; Ectocarpales; Ectocarpaceae
Source: the annotation of a GenBank genome assembly
AUGAUAUCAUCGCGGUUCACGAAGCGGAAAGAGGUUGCGUCGGAGCUGAAACACAACCGCCCGCAAUCACUGGACUACCCUUUCACCAACCAGCUUGAGGCCUGGAAGGAAGACGCACGCGUACGAUCCUCCGCCCGGCAGGGGAACAGGAACGAUUCGGAAAACGACAAAUCGGCAGUUCGCCUCAAGAGCCUCCUCCAGGGGGAAACCCUGAGCUACGGGGGCGUCAGCGACAGCGGCGACACCGACGCCGAGGGAACCCGCAAAGGCAGCCACACCCAGGAACAGCCGCCGCAGCCGGAGGUAUGGAAGGGCAGGGCUUGGAACUCGGGCACCCUCCUGGUCCGCCCCGGCGGCGAAGACAGGCCGUCGGGACGGGUGCCGCGGACGACCUACAUCUACCUCGUGGGGACCGCCGCGAGGGUGCGCGGGCUCGAGGUUGAGGUGCUCGUCGGUGAGCCCGGCGGCGGCGGCGGCGGCGGGCGGCGCACGAUCCUGUCGAGGGCCACCGGAGUGAUGCGCGCCUGCGUGCCCGAGCGGAAGGUGUACACCGUGAGGAACCUGUCGGUUGAAGGCAAAACGGCGGUGCUCUACUGGACGGCCCCCAAUGGGAACCUCGACGUUUGGUACGCGCAGCCUACGCAGGGUGCGUUGACGGACGGGAGCGAAGAGGUGAAACAGGAGAUGCUACAUGCGCUACGCCGUCCGCCCGCAAAGGCAAUCAAGAGUCGUGUGAAAACAUCAGCCCCGGCGAAGAACCAACCCAUGGUCGACAGAGCGUAUGGCAGGGAAUGACCUCAUGCUUACUUAUAGUUCAGUGGACGGAUGGUUGUGGUUGCUUUGUCUUGGCAUUCAGAAUCGUUCCACAUCUUCAUCCAGCGUCUCCAUCCAGAACUCCAUUCUUCAUCGCUUUUCAUGCGCAGACGGAAUUCCGUUGGCACAAGUCCACUCGGCUGAAGGCGCACGAAAAGGUUGGAAUUCCUAGAUCACAAUCCAGCGAACAAAUAGUUGGGAUAUGAAUAACACAAGUUGUGUUCCCUUCGUUCCAAUUUUUGAUAGGUAUAUUUAGUUUUUCAAUGAACGUACCUGCGAUGUACGAGGCGAAGUUCGGUAUGAUUUUUUUUUGCCGGUAAUUGACGGGAUGUGCUCUCUCUCGGUAGGGUACUUCUAAGACGUACCAGAUUAAGGCGAGGCAAACCUUUGGGUCUGUGGGGAUAUUGUUGGCCCGGGGUAUGGUGGUGCGUCGUGUUUUGCCGCACACUUUUCUGAGGUUUCGCAUGGGCAUCGAUUUCGCGGCUGUACUGUCGGGUCUGAAGUUGUUCUUGUGUCUUUUGGUUCGCUCGUGUUCCGUAGGAGCGACAAGUGUGUGAUCAAGGCUUUCCGUCACGGAAUGGAAACCGAACAUCGCUUGUUUGAUAUUUUUCUUCAGAGUUCCCUACAGUCUACAUGUUGUGGAUCCAAUUGAGAUGAUUAUGCUUAGAGCGCAGAAAACCGCCAUGGUACCGACGUCUUCCGCUAUCUUUGUCUCGUGAAUGAGGUUGGGUUGGAACAACGGAAGCCUCUCCACUGCUACUAUAUCCUCCGGCCAAUUCUUGAUUGAGCAGCGGAGCAGCUGCUGAAGGUGUUCAACGAGCUUGUUACUGGCUGUUGUUGUUGCCGAUGUUGUUGUACUGUUGUUCACGUUGUUGUCAGUUGCUGUUGUGAAGUUGUUGUUGUUGCUGUU